Molecule: messenger RNA, 396 nt
Organism: Clunio marinus
Lineage: Eukaryota; Metazoa; Arthropoda; Insecta; Diptera; Chironomidae
Source: the annotation of a GenBank genome assembly
AUGAUGUCUGUGGCUGCGUGUUUUGAAGACAUGUUCAAAGACGUCUUUGUCUUUGAGUUUUGCAGACAUUUUUCGAUGUCUGUGCACAACACUGCCCACAGAGAAUGUUUCUUUACACCAGAGUCUGUUCUUGUUGUGAUGAUGAAAAAGUUUUUUGGUUUACCUCUGUGUAACCAUUCAAAACAAAAUAAAAUUCAUGCAAAUCAUUGUCUGGAGUGGUUUUCAAUUUUAGUUUGCAAAUUCACUUUACGCUUCGCUUUCUCAACUUUCGCUUUGUUAUGCUAUAUUACCAGUUGGCAUGUUAAGAGUAGAAAUAUGUUCGCUUUGCUGAAUGUUUUGGUAGCGAAGCUUUUCAAUUAUAAUUUUGAUGAUUCAGGAGUUGUUAAUGGAAUGUAA